AUGUGGAAGCUGCAGCUUCUGUCUCCCAUGAUGGAGACUCUGAACUCAGAAGAGCUCUGCUUCCCACAGCUCCUCAAUGCCUCCUGCAGGAAGCCGCCUCAGCAUCAUGAGAACGUUUUCAUCUUCAUGGUGUUGUGCCUUCUGUCUGUGCUGACUGUGACUCUGAACCUGCUGGUCAUCAUCUCUGUCUCUCAUUUCAGGCAGCUGCACACCCCCACCAACCUCCUCCUGCUCUCUCUGGCCGUCUCAGACUUCCUUAUUGGGUUCUAUGUGAUGCCGAUUUGCAUUCUUCUCACAGAGGAUUGCUGGGUUUUGGGGACCUUCAUGUGUGGGAUGUUUAACUUCGCUGCUUUCAUUCUUACAUCUGUGUCAGUGGGAACCAUGGUGCUCAUAUCAGCUGAUCGAUACGUGGCCAUCUGUGACCCGUUACGAUACCCCACCAAAGUCACUCUGAGGAGAGUCCAAGUGUGUGUUUGUCUGAGCUGGGCCGCUUCUAUUCUGUAUAAUGGAGUGAUUCUGCGGGACUCUCUCAGAGAUCCAGACAAAUAUAACCACUGCUUUGGAGAGUGUCUGCUGCUAGUAGACAGUUUAACAGGAGCUGUUGACGUGGUCAUCACCUUCUUCUGUCCCAUCACAAUCAUUGUGAUUCUGUACAUGAGAGUGUUUAUGGUGGCUGUGUCUCAGGCUCGAGCCAUGAGGUCUCACAUCGUUUCUCUGCAGAGUUCAGCUCAACCGAGAGUGAAAAAGUCUGAACUGAAAGCAGCAACAGCUCUGGGUGUGGUUGUGUUCAUGUUUCUGGUGUGUUUUUGUCCAUAUUUCUACCCCAAUAUAGCAGGUCUGACAUACAAAUCCAGUGAUUUUGCAGCAGUUUUUGGAAUGUGGCUUUUUUACAGCAACUCAUGUAUAAAUCCACUGAUCUAUGCUUUUUUCUAUCCCUGGUUCAGGAAGUCUCUGAAGAGUAUUGUUACGCUGCAGAUACUGCAGCCUGACUCCUGUGAUGCCAACAUUCUGUAGACAAGUUGUAGUAAAGAGCACUUUUGAGGAAAUGGAGACUAUUUCAUGAUAUUUAUCUGCUUGUUUUAUGAGUUCUUCAAACGAAUCAAACUCAAAUCGUAACUGAACACAAACAGACAUAAGGGCCUUGUUUUGUUUCUUUUUCUUUUGUUUUUUCAUUUAGGCAAAUAAAGUUUUAAAAAAGUGGAGGUCCCCCAUCAUAUGGUCAUAUGGUCUCAGCACAUCCUGUUCAAUUCAAGACCAGAGUCUCUUGUACUAGAAUGAUACAUUUCCAUUGCAGAAGUACUCAUGAUAGUAAAAUAACUACAAUAAAGACUCAAUAUAUUAGCAUAAAGGAAUGCAGUUCUUCUUGUGAUUACCUCCUCAUUUUUAUCUAUUAACAGUACACCUAAGAUUUCUCAUGCUGACAAUCAAAACCCUCUUGUUUUUCUACCAUUUAAUUAUUUCAUUUUUUGUCAACAAUUUAGCAAAGUAUCUUAGCCUCUGACAAAGCCUUAGUUGCAACUGUCUUUAGGAUAGAUACUGGGGGUGAAAAUGGGCACUCAGGUGACUCUAAUUAAAUAGAAAAAUAGUGUGGUAUCAGGCCAAAGUCUGGCUAGUGACCUAA
Molecule: messenger RNA, 1621 nt
Organism: Oryzias melastigma (Indian medaka)
Lineage: Eukaryota; Metazoa; Chordata; Actinopteri; Beloniformes; Adrianichthyidae
Product: trace amine-associated receptor 13c-like
Exons: 3
Coding region: 1-1014 (337 amino acids)
Biological process (GO): G protein-coupled receptor signaling pathway
Cellular component (GO): membrane
Molecular function (GO): trace-amine receptor activity
Source: RefSeq, a predicted model, not a curated record